Messenger RNA from Procambarus clarkii (red swamp crayfish), 651 nucleotides. The record is from RefSeq and is a predicted model, not a curated record. NCBI's taxonomy places the organism in Eukaryota, Metazoa, Arthropoda, Malacostraca, Decapoda, Cambaridae.
AUGAGGAGAGUCAGCAGCUGUGUUGACAUGGAUGAGGAGAGUCAGCAGCUGUGUACUAACAUGGAUGAGGAGAGUCAGCAGCUGUGUACUAACAUGGAUGAGGAGAGUCAGCAGCUGUGUACUAACAUGGAUGAGGAGAGUCAGCAGCUGUGUACUAACAUGGAUGAGGAGAGUCAGCAGCUGUGUACUAACAUGGAUGAGGAGAGUCAGCAGCUGUGUACUAACAUGGAUGAGGAGAGUCAGCAGCUGUGUACUAACGUGGAUGAGGAGAGUCAGCAGCUGUGUAUUAACAUGGAUAAGGAGAGUCAGCAGCUGUGUACUAACAUGGAUAAGGAGAGUCAGCAGCUGUGUACUAACAUGGAUAAGGAGAGUCAGCAGCUGUGUACUAACAUGGAUAAGGAGAGUCAGCAGCUGUGUACUAACAUGGAUAAGGAGAGUCAGCAGCUGUGUACUAACAGAGCUGAGGAGAGUCAGCAGCUGUGUACUAACAUGGAUAAGGAGAGUCAGCAGCUGUGUACUAACAUGGAUAAGGAGAGUCAGCAGCUGUGUACUAACAUGGAUGAGGAGAGUCAGCAGCUGUGUACUAACAUGGAUGAGGAGAGUCAGCAGCUGUGUUCUAACAUGGAUGAGGAGAGUCAGCAGCUGUGUUGA